Molecule: messenger RNA, 9880 nt
Organism: Salvelinus fontinalis (brook trout)
Lineage: Eukaryota; Metazoa; Chordata; Actinopteri; Salmoniformes; Salmonidae
Product: protein THEM6-like
Exons: 4
Coding region: 86-757 (223 amino acids)
Source: RefSeq, a predicted model, not a curated record
CGACAUCGUGUGUGCUGCUGGUAGAUUACUAGCUCGUCAUUUACGGCUUCUUCCACUUCGCAGCACAUCCAGAUAAACGCUAGAGAUGUUGCUGUGUGCUCUGGGGGGCCUGCUGCUGCUCUUCUCCUGCCUGGAUGUGUGGUACUUCCUGCGGGGUGUGGUGGUGGUGGUACAGGCCUGGUUCCAACCCCCGGUCUGGGACGUCCUGGCAGAGCAGAGUGUUGCUGGGAGGGUCCUACCUCAUGACCUGGACUAUAUGGGUCACAUGAAUAACGGCAGAUACCUGCGGGAGUGUGACUUCGCCAGGUUCCACUAUUACAUGCGGAACGGGAUCUUUAAGGCCCUACGGACCCUGAAGGCCACCAUGGUGGUGGGGGCCUCCACUAUUCGCUACCGACGCUCGCUGGCCUUCGGGGAAGCAUUUGACUUGCGCACUCGCAUCGUGGCAUGGGACGACAAGUCGUUCUUCGUGGAGCAGCGGUUUGUCUCCCAGGGCGACGGGUUCAUCUCCGCGGUGAUGCUAUGCAGACAGAACGUUCUCCGUAGCAACCCUGAGAGCAUCCUACAGCUGCUCUGCAAGAGGAAGGUGGAGUGUCCCGACUCAGUCCUCUUCUCUCUGUGUGUUCAGGUGGAGUGUCCCGACUACCCUGAGGAUCUGCAGCAUUGGAUCAGCUUCAUCUCAGCCAGCAGCCAGGCCCUGAGAGCCCAGAGUGGACUAGAGGACAAGACUGGAGCACAGGAAGACAAAGACAAGUGAUUCACACAUUCCUUGAGUAGCUCUAACGUUACACAUCGUCGUAGCCCGGCCCCAAGCACACCUGAUUCAACUCAUCUGCUUAUCAUUCAGCUGUUGAUUAGUUGAAUCAGGUGAGGGCCUAGAACUGACAUGACUGACAGCACCCUCAGAAUACAGGAACUAAACUGACAUGACUGACGGCACCCUCAGAAUACAGGAACUAAACUGACAUGACUGACGGCUCCCUCAGAAUACAGGAACUAAACUGACAUGACUGACGGCACCCUCUGAAUACAGGAACUAAACUGACAUGACUGACGGCACCCUCAGAAUACAGGAACUAAACUGACAUGACUGACGGCUCCCUCAGAAUACAGGAACUAAACUGACGGCUCCCUCAGAAUACAGGAACUAAACUGACAUGACUGACGGCUCCCUCAGAAUACAGGAACUAAACUGACGGCUCCCUCAGAAUACAGGAACUAAACUGACAUGACUGACGGCUCCCUCAGAAUACAGGAACUAAACUGACAUGACUGACGGCUCCCUCAGAAUACAGGAACUAAACUGACAUGACGGACGGCUCCCUCAGAAUACAGGAACUAAACUGACAUGACUGACGGCUCCCUCAGAAUACAGGAACUAAACUGACAUGACGGACGGCUCCCUCAGAAUACAGGAACUAAACUGACAUGACUGACGGCUCCCUCAGAAUACAGGAACUAAACUGACGGCUCCCUCAGAAUACAGGAACUAAACUGACAUGACUGACGGCUCCCUCAGAAUACAGGAACUAAACUGACGGCUCCCUCAGAAUACAGGAACUAAACUGACAUGACUGACGGCUCCCUCAGAAUACAGGAACUAAACUGACAUGACUGACGGCUCCCUCAGAAUACAGGAACUAAACUGACGGCUCCCUCAGAAUACAGGAACUAAACUGACAUGACUGACGGCUCCCUCAGAAUACAGGAACUAAACUGACAUGACUGAUGGCUCCCUCAGAAUACAGGAACUAAACUGACGGCUCCCUCAGAAUACAGGAACUAAACUGACAUGACUGACGGCUCCCUCAGAAUACAGGAACUAAACUGACAUGACUGACGGCUCCCUCAGAAUACAGGAACUAAACUGACAUGACUGAUGGCUCCCUCAGAAUACAGGAACUAAACUGACAUGACUGACGGCUCCCUCAGAAUACAGGAACUAAACUGACGGCUCCCUCAGAAUACAGGAACUAAACUGACAUGACGGACGGCUCCCUCAGAAUACAGGAACUAAACUGACAUGACUGACAGCUCCCUCAGAAUACAGGAACUAAACUGACAUGACUGACAGCUCCCUCAGAAUACAGGAACUAAACUGACAUGACGGACGGCUCCCUCAGAAUACAGGAACUAAACUGACAUGACUGACAGCUCCCUCUGAAUACAGGAACUAAACUGACAUGACUGAUGGCUCCCUCAGAAUACAGGAACUAAACUGACAUGACUGACGGCCCCCUCUGAAUACAGGAACUAAACUGACAUGACUGACGGCCCCCUCUGAAUACAGGAACUAAACUGACAUGACCCUCUGAAUACAGGAACUAAACUGACAUGACUGACGGCCCCCUCUGAAUACAGGAACUAAACUGACAUGACCCUCUGAAUACAGGAACUAAACUGACAUGACUGACGGCCCCCUCAGAAUACAGGAACUAAACUGACAUGACUGAUGGCUCCCUCUGAAUACAGGAACUAAACUGACAGCACCCUCAGAAUACAGGAACUAAACUGACAGCUCCCUCAGAAUACAGGAACUAAACUGACAUGACUGACAGCUCCCUCAGAAUACAGGAACUAAACUGACAUGACUGACAGCACCCUCAGAAUACAGGAACUAAACUGACAGCUCCCUCAGAAUACAGGAACUAAACUGACAUGACUGAUGGCUCCCUCUGAAUACAGGAACUAAACUGACGGCUCCCUCAGAAUACAGGAACUAAACUGACAUGACGGACGGCCCCCUCAGAAUACAGGAACUAAACUGACAUGACGGACGGCUCCCUCAGAAUACAGGAACUAAACUGACAUGACGGACGGCUCCCUCAGAAUACAGGAACUAAACUGACAUGACUGACAGCACCCUCAGAAUACAGGAACUAAACUGACAGCUCCCUCAGAAUACAGGAACUAAACUGACAUGACUGAUGGCUCCCUCUGAAUACAGGAACUAAACUGACAUGACUGACGGCACCCUCAGAAUACAGGAACUAAACUGACAUGACUGACGGCUCCCUCAGAAUACAGGAACUAAACUGACGGCUCCCUCAGAAUACAGGAACUAAACUGACAUGACUGACGGCUCCCUCAGAAUACAGGAACUAAACUGACGGCUCCCUCAGAAUACAGGAACUAAACUGACAUGACUGACGGCUCCCUCAGAAUACAGGAACUAAACUGACAUGACUGACGGCUCCCUCAGAAUACAGGAACUAAACUGACAUGACGGACGGCUCCCUCAGAAUACAGGAACUAAACUGACAUGACUGACGGCUCCCUCAGAAUACAGGAACUAAACUGACAUGACGGACGGCUCCCUCAGAAUACAGGAACUAAACUGACAUGACUGACGGCUCCCUCAGAAUACAGGAACUAAACUGACGGCUCCCUCAGAAUACAGGAACUAAACUGACAUGACUGACGGCUCCCUCAGAAUACAGGAACUAAACUGACGGCUCCCUCAGAAUACAGGAACUAAACUGACAUGACUGACGGCUCCCUCAGAAUACAGGAACUAAACUGACAUGACUGACGGCUCCCUCAGAAUACAGGAACUAAACUGACGGCUCCCUCAGAAUACAGGAACUAAACUGACAUGACUGACGGCUCCCUCAGAAUACAGGAACUAAACUGACAUGACUGAUGGCUCCCUCAGAAUACAGGAACUAAACUGACGGCUCCCUCAGAAUACAGGAACUAAACUGACAUGACUGACGGCUCCCUCAGAAUACAGGAACUAAACUGACAUGACUGACGGCUCCCUCAGAAUACAGGAACUAAACUGACAUGACUGAUGGCUCCCUCAGAAUACAGGAACUAAACUGACAUGACUGACGGCUCCCUCAGAAUACAGGAACUAAACUGACGGCUCCCUCAGAAUACAGGAACUAAACUGACAUGACGGACGGCUCCCUCAGAAUACAGGAACUAAACUGACAUGACUGACAGCUCCCUCAGAAUACAGGAACUAAACUGACAUGACGGACGGCUCCCUCAGAAUACAGGAACUAAACUGACAUGACUGACAGCUCCCUCUGAAUACAGGAACUAAACUGACAUGACUGAUGGCUCCCUCAGAAUACAGGAACUAAACUGACAUGACUGACGGCCCCCUCUGAAUACAGGAACUAAACUGACAUGACUGACGGCCCCCUCUGAAUACAGGAACUAAACUGACAUGACCCUCUGAAUACAGGAACUAAACUGACAUGACUGACGGCCCCCUCUGAAUACAGGAACUAAACUGACAUGACCCUCUGAAUACAGGAACUAAACUGACAUGACUGACGGCCCCCUCAGAAUACAGGAACUAAACUGACAUGACUGAUGGCUCCCUCUGAAUACAGGAACUAAACUGACAGCACCCUCAGAAUACAGGAACUAAACUGACAGCUCCCUCAGAAUACAGGAACUAAACUGACAUGACUGACAGCUCCCUCAGAAUACAGGAACUAAACUGACAUGACUGACAGCACCCUCAGAAUACAGGAACUAAACUGACAGCUCCCUCAGAAUACAGGAACUAAACUGACAUGACUGAUGGCUCCCUCUGAAUACAGGAACUAAACUGACGGCUCCCUCAGAAUACAGGAACUAAACUGACAUGACGGACGGCCCCCUCAGAAUACAGGAACUAAACUGACAUGACGGACGGCUCCCUCAGAAUACAGGAACUAAACUGACAUGACGGACGGCUCCCUCAGAAUACAGGAACUAAACUGACAUGACUGACAGCACCCUCAGAAUACAGGAACUAAACUGACAGCUCCCUCAGAAUACAGGAACUAAACUGACAUGACUGAUGGCUCCCUCUGAAUACAGGAACUAAACUGACGGCUCCCUCAGAAUACAGGAACUAAACUGACAUGACGGACGGCCCCCUCAGAAUACAGGAACUAAACUGACAUGACGGACGGCCCCCUCAGAAUACAGGAACUAAACUGACAUGACGGACGGCUCCCUCAGAAUACAGGAACUAAACUGACAUGACGGACGGCUCCCUCAGAAUACAGGAACUAAACUGACAUGACGGACGGCUCCCUCAGAAUACAGGAACUAAACUGACAUGACUGACGGCUCCCUCAGAAUACAGGAACUAAACUGACAUGACGGACGGCUCCCUCAGAAUACAGGAACUAAACUGACAUGACUGAUGGCUCCCUCAGAAUACAGGAACUAAACUGACGGCUCCCUCAGAAUACAGGAACUAAACUGACAUGACUGAUGGCUCCCUCAGAAUACAGGAACUAAACUGACGGCUCCCUCAGAAUACAGGAACUAAACUGACAUGACUGACGGCUCCCUCAGAAUACAGGAACUAAACUGACAUGACUGACGGCUCCCUCAGAAUACAGGAACUUGAUUUUAAAAUACAAAACUGAUCCCAGAUCAGAACGACUACCGGCCAAGUGGCUUUAACCUUUUUACUGCAGUGGGCUAAAUCAGGGUCACACAGAGGGAUUCUGGGUAGUCUUAAACAAAUCUACUUUGAAACAAAAGUAUCCACCUCACACACGUGGUUAUGGGCCUAAAGAAAGAAGACACCUGUACCCACGUCAGAUAUGGAGUUGAAAUGUAUCAAAUGUUGAGUUUGCAUCCCAAUAUUACACUUUAUAUACGUCACAGAAGACUGAAAUAUAACAAAACCGCUUGACAUAGAAACACCGGAUUUUCUGCAUAAAAAACCCCAGAAUGUUUCUUAAUUGGGAAAAUCCCAUUCCACCCAUGAGGCCACUAGAGAGCACUUUGGUCAUUCGCCUAGAGGACCGUCUUGUUGUUAAGGGAUUCAUCCUAACCAGAGAUGCAAAACCUUUUUUUCCGCUGACAUGAAAACUCUUACCAAAAUAGUUUUAGUUAUGUGUGCAUGUAUCUCAAGAUAGUCUCUUUCAAUUAUUCAUUUCGACAUCUGUGGGAUUCACCAGAAUUUUCCUAAGUAGCUCGAAGGACCAAUCGUAAACGUCUGUCGGAGACUGACAGGUCGAGUGGCGAAUGAGGGAGCCCCUCACCCCGCCCUCUCGGAUCAUUCUCACCUCUCUUCCACACAGAGGAGUUCUACUUAGCUCUCCUCUGCACCACUUGAUCUGUUUUCCUAUUCACAGGUUUGACGGUGAGGUUACGCAGGUUAUAGGUAUUUUGUGUUGGGUGACCUCGGUGACCUGUGUUGGGUGACCUCGGUGACCUGUGUUGGGUGACCUCGGUGACCUGUGUUGGGUGACCUCGGUGACCUGUGUUGGGUGACCUCGGUGACCUGUGUUGGGUGACCUCGGUGACCUGUGUUGGGUGACCUGUGUUGGGUGACCUUGAGCAAGACACCUAACCCUAAUUGCUCCUGUAAGUCGCUCUGGAUAAGAGCUUUUGCUAAAUUACUAAAAUGCUAAAUUAAAGUUUUCACUUUUUCUUCAUUUGUCUCCUGUUGUAGCUAGCGUCACACAGCUAGCUAAGGAAACAUGGCUAGCUUAGCUGCGAGGCUCUUCUACCUGGAAGGGUAGAAUUACUAGUUCGCUCUCUAGUUUAGUUCAACCCACUACCGAUGUUGACCAGACCGACCAUCCUAGCGUCACUGCUUAUCGGUCGAGAAGCACACUUUUGUUCAUCGCAAGACCAACAUAGCGCUAGCUUCCAAUUGGCUAGCCAUGCUACUAGCCCUUGUGGCGUACACUAGCUGCGCUCACAUUGUUAAAGGAUUAGCUUCUCCGGCCAGCACUGCGCUAACUCGCUAGCCUACCACCCCAGCUGGCGAAUGGUAGUUACGUUUCACUUUGUUAAAGGAUUAGCUUCUCCGGCCAGCACUGCGCUAACUCGCUAGCCUACCACCCCAGCUGGCGAAUGGUAGUUACGUUUCACAUUGUUAAAGGAUUAGCUUCUCCGGCCAGCACUGCGCUAACUCGCUAGCCUACCACCCCAGCUGGCGAAUGGUAGUUACGUUUCACAUUGUUAAAGGAUUAGCUUCUCCGGCCAGCACUGCGCUAACUCGCUAGCCUACCACCCCAGCUGGCGAAUGGUAGUUACGUUUCACAUUGUUAAAGGAUUAGCUUCUCCGGCCAGCACUGCGCUAACUCGCUAGCCUACCACCCCAGCUGGCGAAUGGUAGUUACGUUUCACAUUGUUAAAGGAUUAGCUUCUCCGGCCAGCACUGCGCUAACUCGCUAGCCUACCACCCCAGCUGGCGAAUGGUAGUUACGUUUCACAUUGUUAAAGGAUUAGCUUCUCCGGCCAGCACUGCGCUAACUCGCUAGCCUACCACCCCAGCUGGCGAAUGGUAGUUACGUUUCACUUUGUUAAAGGAUUACCUGUUUCUUGGAUCCAUGGAGCCCGCUAGCUCGGCCCAAGGUUUACCGAUCAAGGCCUCUACCGGCGCACCUGUGCCCGUGCUGGGCUACCUUUUACUCCGCAUACAAGUAACGUGGUAGCCCCUUGGUGGCAAGACAAGCUGUGGAUAGUGGAGCUCAUUCUCCUGCUGUACAACAAGCCUUGGCAACUCCUGUUACGCAGAGAUCUGCUGACCAACAUGAACUGAGAGACUGUCCACCCUCACCCGGAAGCCAUGGCUCUCUGGCCCGUGACGGGUUAAAUAUGGACUAUUGAGUCUAUCCAGAGUGCUAGGGUUCCUUCUACACGCUCACUGUACGGAAACAAGUGGUGUUUUCUAAAAAUGGUGACCGAAAAAACAGAUCAUUCCUUACCAAUGUUCUGUAUCUGAGGUUUUACGCUUCCUGCAGGACCUUUUGGAUAGACGGAAGGCUUUCUCUACUGUUAAGGUCUAUUUAGUUGCUGUCUCUGUCUGUCAUAUAACCUUUGACGAUAACACGGUGGGAAAACACCUAUUUUAUGUCGUUUCAUGAAGGGGGCGUGUCACUUACGUCCAGUUCCCAAGCCUUUAGUCUCGUCGUGGGAUUUGUCUAUUGUGCUCGAGGUUAUUUCACAGCAGCCUUUUGAGCCGUUGCAAAGCAUGGACAUCUAAUAUCUCUCCUUUCAGACCUCUUUACUAGUCCCCUUAAGUCUGUAGAGUCAGGGAGAUACAUCCCCUGUUAGUUCACCGUUCCUGUCUGUAGAGUGCCUUGGGCUUUUCCAAGGUCACCUUGUUGCCCAACCCCACCUUUAUGCCCAAGGUUGACUGCAAUUACAAUUACAAUUGUCUGUCCUUGGAGGCUUUCCACCUGCCGAUUUUCCCUUCUAUGGAAGAGGAUGGGCUACCCCAUUUCUGUCCAGUACUCGCGUUGCGCAUAUAAAUGGAUUGGACGACAGCUUUGCGCAAGCGCAACCAACUCUUUGUCCUGGGUGCCUCCCUGCAAGGGCUCAACGGUUGUCUCAUUGGAUGGGGAAGCUCUUUAUAUUAUUGGCCUUCAAUAGCAAGGGGUUACAGCCUCCGGAGGGCCAGAGAGCUCACUACCUCUUGGGCACUGUUGAAGGGCGUCUCCUUACAGGAGAUCUGCCAUGUGGCUUGUUGGGCAUCCCCUCAUAUAUUAAUGAGGUUCUACCAACCAGAUGUCACUGUGCUUUCAUUGGCACGUACUGUCCUCUGUGGUGGGGCAUCUGAGGGGUUAUAUUGGAGGCUGCCUAGCUUCAGGGAGCAUCUGAGGGAUUAUAUUGGAGACUGCCUGGCUUCAGGGAGCAUCUGAGGGAUUAUAUUGGAGACUGCCUGGCUUCAGGGAGCAUCUGAGGGAUUAUAUUGGAGACUGCCUGGCUUCAGAAAGCAUCUGAGGGGUUAUAUUGGAGACUGUCUGGCUUCAGGGAGCAUCUGAGGGAUUAUAUUGGAGACUGCCUGGCUUCAGGGAGCAUCUGAGGGAUUAUAUUGGAGACUGCCUGGCUUUAGAAAGCAUCUGAGGGAUUAUAUUGGAGACUGCCUAGCUUCAGGGAGCAUCUGAGGGAUUAUAUUGGAGACUGCCUAGCUUCAGGGAGCAUCUGAGGGAUUAUAUUGGAGACUGCCUAGCUUCAGGGAGCAUCUGAGGGAUUAUAUUGGAGACUGUCUGGCUUCAGGGAGCAUCUGAGGGAUUAUAUUGGAGACUGUCUGGCAUCUGAGGGAUUAUAUUGAAGACUGCCUAGCUUCAGGGAGCAUCUGAGGGAUUAUAUUGGAGACUGCCUAGCUUCAGGGAGCAUCUGAGGGAUUAUAUUGGAGACUGCCUAGCUUCAGGGAGCAUCUGAGGGAUUAUAUUGGAGACUGUCUGGCUUCAGGGAGCAUCUGAGGGAUUAUAUUGGAGACUGUCUGGCAUCUGAGGGAUUAUAUUGAAGACUGCCUAGCUUCAGGGAGCAUCUGAGGGAUUAUAUUGGAGACUGCCUAGCUUCAGGGAGCAUCUGAGGGAUUAUAUUGGAGACUGCCUAGCUUCAGGGAGCAUCUGAGGGAUUAUAUUGGAGACUGUCUGGCUUCAGGGAGCAUCUGAGGGAUUAUAUUGGAGACUGUCUGGCAUUUGAGGGAUUAUAUUGAAGACUGCCUAGCUUCAGGGAGCAUCUGAGGGAUUAUAUUGAAGACUGUCUCUGACAUGUGUAGGACUGGUUCCCCCGAGCUAUUUAGGAGAUUCUGGUGAAUCCCGCGGUGAGACGUCUCACUCGUAAUAUCAGAGAACCGGGGUUACGCAGGGGUUCACAGGGGUACCGGGGUUACACAGGGGUUACACAGGUAACCUUGCGUUAGGGAACUCUAUCUUGUGUGUACUGCGUCUAUAUAAUGCACCAAAAGCUUCUCCAUUCUGUGUUUUUAUUACAAUCAAUGUUUCUAUAAUUUAUUGAUGAUGAUGUUCAUUGUCUAUUUAUUUUUUUACAUUUUAUUUAUGUUGCUGUCUGUAGAUUUUAAAUAUUGAAUUGGAUGCAGAGUAUAUCAUGAUUUGGAAAUGAAUGUCAAUUAUUUUGAAUGCAUUUUAAAUAAAAGAUAUAUGUAACCCCAUGA